AUGGAAAGAGACGUUUUAAUAAUGGUAAUAAACGACACCUGGGAUAGGGAUAUGGUAUAGGUUUCCUUUUUCCUUGCGAGAUCGAUGACCCUUUCGUGGAACAUCCUAAAUUUAUGUGUGGCCGUAGGGGAACCCCUGGUGAACGUGCACUUUUCAGCUCAAAUAAACAGGUCGGCGACGACGUACCUCCUUACCUAGCCUUCGAUAUUCUCAACGAACGCGAAGCAAUUCCGAUUUGCCUGAUAAACGGUGAACAUUGGCCGGGGCCUGGCCAAAAUUCUCCUAAUUACGCGUUCGAGCGAGCCUACUCUACUUGGGACGAUGGCGUUGAGGAUGCUGGAGCUGGUGGUGCCCCAGCACGUGGUCCGUGGCCAGAACAUCAGGCUGGAGUGCAACUUCAACCUGGACGGCGAGACAUUGUAUUCGGUGAAAUGGUACAAAGACGGGAACGAGUUCUAUCGAUACGUACCACAGGACAGGCCGCCGGUGCUCGUCUUUCAGCUGCCGGGUGUCACGGCGAACAUUCACAAUUCGACGGAGAGAUCGGUGGUUCUCUAUUCGGUGAACUUAAUGAGCACCGGAAGAUACAGAUGCGAGGUGUCAGCAGAGGCGCCAUCCUUCCAAACUGUCUCCGAUCACUCGGACAUGCUGGUAGUGGCUCUGCCGGAAGACGGGCCGAUUAUCACUGGCAGACCAGGAAGGCAUCGUUAUCAAGUCGGUGACGUGGUGCGGUUCAAUUGCACUUCGGCGAAGUCGAAACCAGCUGCCAUGCUCAGCUGGUUCAUCAACGGGGACCCUGUCGACACGCAAUACUUGAGAGGGCCCCACAUCACCGAGGUGGAUCGCGAGGGUCUGGAAACCGCCGUGCUAGGUCUGGAGUUUCGUCUGCGUACGAAGCAUUUCAAGAGGGGGGACCUGAAGAUCAAAUGCCUGGCAACGAUAGCGACCGUAUAUUGGAAAUCGAACGAGCUCAGCAUAGAGGGUGAAAGGCCGCUGAAGAUGCCGGUCAUGGAAAGCAGGGAGACAAGGGCGCAAGGCCACACGCACGCCGAGCAUAUCUUAGGAGGAAGCGGAAGCAGCAGCAUGUUAGCGCCAUGUAUUUUCCUGCUGAUGACGAGUAUAUUGAUUCUACGAUAAGAAGGACACGUGAUGUCCUUUUCCUCAUGCUCAUCCUUUUCAGGCCUCCAAAACGAGUUUUAUGGAGAUUCCUGGUGUACUAAAUUAUCCGUGUUAUUUCUAUUUUUUAUAAUCGCAGUUAGUGGAAGUUAGCGACGACAUAGGCGAGAGAAUAUACUUAACAGAAUUAUACAUCAGUAUAGUUAGAGAUUAGGAAAUGGGAGGGGACAUGUAAAUUCGUACUUAUUGUAAUCGGGUCGUUGAAUCUCUGCACAUCUCUACACGUACAUACGUUCGCAGUUUUUAUACUUUCGACGUUUCUGCUCGUUAUUAAUGUCUCUUCACAUAUCUAUGAUAACUCAUAGCUGUUCUUCAACAUUAUAACAAUCGACUGAUCAUCAAAUUAGCAAUUAUGACUUUUGUUAUAUUUGUAGAAGUAAUUUCAAACAUGUAAAAAGUAAGAAAAUAGACAAUUAAAUCAAUUGUACUAAACUGAAAUGCAAAAUGCUCAGAAAUUCUUGUUCUGUUGUAAUUUCAUUUUUCUUAAAAAUGCAAAAUUGAUCUUACAAUUCAUUUUCAAUAUGAAAUUAAUAGAAAAUCAUAAUUUAUAUUUAUAGUUUACGUUGACGUGGCGUCAACGGUCGUCAUAAUGUUGAAUUAAAUACAUAUACAGAUUUACAAACUAGAUGCGCAGAGAUUUAUCGUCUCGUUAAAGAGAAUAUGAUCAUGGUUACUUAAAAAAAAUCAUCUUUUUUAUUCAAACAACUCAUACAAUUUAAAAAAAGAAGUUCACAAACAAAUCUAUGUUCAUCUAAAUGUCUCUUUGGACUUUCGAAAGUGAGAGAUGACAAUUUUUAUGUAUUUUUCUUUUCUUCUCUUUCAUUUAUUAUUAAGUAUAAAAAAAAAAAAAAAA
Molecule: messenger RNA, 2029 nt
Organism: Heterotrigona itama
Lineage: Eukaryota; Metazoa; Arthropoda; Insecta; Hymenoptera; Apidae
Source: the annotation of a GenBank genome assembly